AUGGACAACUUGAGAGAUGGCAAUCAGACUUCUUGGCCUAGAGAGUUUAUAUUAAUGGGGAUCUCAAAUUACUGGGAGACAAACAUUGCACUUUUUGUGACAUUUGUCAUUAUUUACAUGAUGGCCAUGAUUGGCAACUUGCUCCUUGUACUUCUGGUCAUAGUAGAUUCUCACCUUCACAGCCCUAUGUAUUUCUUCCUCUCCAACUUCUCUGUCUUGGAGGCUUGUUAUACUUCAACUGUGGUGCCCCAAAUGCUGUCUCAUCUCCUGUCUGAGGAAAGGAUCAUUCCUCUCAUCCGCUGUGGUAUACAACUCUACUUCUUCCUUUCAUUUGGAAUUACAGAAUGUUUUCUUCUUAGUGUGAUGUCAUAUGAUCGUUAUGUUGCCAUUUGCCUUCCAUUACACUAUAGCCUCACAAUAACCAAAAAGGUCUGUAUUUCAAUGGCAACUGUUUCUUGGGUGGGAGGUUUAUUUUUUUCUGCCAUAAAUACUGCAUUUACUUUGAACUUAUCCUUUGGUAUCCACAAUAAGAUUGAUCAUUUUCUCUGUGAAAUGCCUGCCUUAGUGAAAAUAGCUCAUGGAGAUGCAUAUCAAGCCAAAAUGUGCAUGUCUGUUUCAUGUCUAUUUACUUUGGUCUUGCCACUUCUAUUAAUUCUUAUGUCAUACACUCGCAUUCUGUACUCCAUCUUUGGCAAAGGUUCUCUCUCGCAUAAAGCCAUCUCCACAUGCUCUUCUCACAUGACAGUAGUUACACUUUUUUUUGGAUCAGUCCUUUCAAUAUAUAUGCAGUCAAAAUCCAGCACUUCAAAGGAAUAUGUGAAAAUGGCAUCUGUGUUUUAUAUCAUCAUUACUCCAGCACUCAACCCUCUCAUAUAUAGUUUGCGAAAUAAAGAGGUGACUCAGGCCCUGAAGAAAUUAAUGUAUAAAGUUGGAGGUAUUGAUUGA
Messenger RNA from Thamnophis elegans (Western terrestrial garter snake), 945 nucleotides. Its product is annotated as olfactory receptor 2D2-like. The transcript has a single exon. NCBI's taxonomy places the organism in Eukaryota, Metazoa, Chordata, Lepidosauria, Squamata, Natricidae. Gene Ontology annotation, biological process: G protein-coupled receptor signaling pathway. The record is from RefSeq and is a predicted model, not a curated record. Gene Ontology annotation, molecular function: olfactory receptor activity; G protein-coupled receptor activity. Gene Ontology annotation, cellular component: membrane. The coding region runs from base 1 to 945 and encodes 314 amino acids.